Molecule: messenger RNA, 822 nt
Organism: Funneliformis mosseae
Lineage: Eukaryota; Fungi; Glomeromycota; Glomeromycetes; Glomerales; Glomeraceae
Source: the annotation of a GenBank genome assembly
AUGGCGUUUCUUAACGACGAGAAUUGUAAUUAUCUAUUACCAAUUGAUGAUGAAGAAAUAAACAGAUUACAAUCUCAACAUUAUCUUUACAGGUACGCAUGGGGAGGGAAUUUUUCUAGCCCAGUAGAAGAAUUACUUAGUGAUAGUGUCGGUAACGUUACGGUCCUUGACGUGGGAUGUGGGCCAGCGACAUUUCUACUAGAAAUGGCAUCAGAUUUUCCUCAAGUUAAUUUCAUUGGAAUUGAUGUUUGUCCCAUGUUCCCUUCACAUAUUAAACCUUCAAAUCUGAAAUUCAUUCAAAUGAAUAUAUUUAAUAAUGACGGAUUAUGUCAAUUACCAUUUAGCGAUAAUACCUUUGAUUUCGUUUAUCAAAGUUUUAUGAAUUUGUCGCUUAAAGAAGGUCAAUGGUCGAAUGUAUUGACCGAACUAUGUAGGAUAACAAAACGUGGCGGUUGGAUUGAAUUGAUGGAGACCGAUUUACAAUUCCAUAAUGAAGGCGAAAUCUCUGCUGAAUUGAAAAGAUUGUUAUUUUCUUCUUUAAAUUCUUUGACGAUAAAUCCAAGAAUUUCUCAACAACUAUCGCAAUUACUUCUCAACACAAAUCAAUUAACAAAUUUAGCGCGUCAACAACAGCUGAUUCCGUGCGGUUCAUGGGGUGGAACGUUAGGCAAUCUGGCUAAAGAUAAUGUUAUCUCAUUCUACAAAUCUAUCCAACCUAUAAUACAACCUGUUAUGAAUAUAAGUGCUAACGAAUAUAAAAAGAAGCGUGGGAGUCCAGACCAUGAAUCCAUUGCCGAUCGUUUUGAAUGCACGGAUCAAUAA